Messenger RNA from Kluyveromyces marxianus DMKU3-1042, 1575 nucleotides. It is a transcript of the gene APE1, whose product is annotated as metalloaminopeptidase APE1. The transcript has a single exon. The record is from RefSeq and is a predicted model, not a curated record. Lineage: Eukaryota; Fungi; Ascomycota; Saccharomycetes; Saccharomycetales; Saccharomycetaceae. Gene Ontology annotation, biological process: proteolysis. The coding region runs from base 1 to 1575 and encodes 524 amino acids. Gene Ontology annotation, cellular component: fungal-type vacuole. Gene Ontology annotation, molecular function: zinc ion binding; metalloaminopeptidase activity.
AUGUCGCAAGACUACAAAAUUACCAAGGAGACUCUCAACAAUUUGACGUCGGUAUUGCAGAAAUUGGCAGUGCAAUCCGAACAAUUGGAAAUAAGAGAGGAAAAAGCAAGCCAAAGGAACCUAGUGGUGGGCUCUAGCAGCACCAAGCACGAGCUCAAGAAGAGUUUCAAGGAGUAUUCUCAGGACUACAUCGAUUUCACGUACGAAUGUCCAACAAUCUACCAUGUUGUGAGGUAUUUCGGCAAGUUGUUGGAGGAAAACGGGUUCAAAUACAUUAGCGAGAAGAGCGAUUGGGACGAUGUGCACCAGGGGAAGUACUACACGACGAGAAACGGCACGAACCUCUGUGCGUUCACGUUGGGGUCGUCAUGGACUCCGCAAAAGGGUGUUGGUGCCAUUGGGGGUCACAUUGACGCCUUGACUGCGAAGUUGAAGCCUGCAUCGAAGAAACCGGAGGUGGAAGGGUUUGAGUUGUUGGGAGUUGCGCCAUACGGGGGCACAUUGAACGAGAUUUGGUUGGACAGAGACUUGGGUAUUGGUGGUCGUGUGUUGGUGAAGGAUUCGAAGACCGGUGCUGUGAAGUCAGUUCUUUGCGACUCGACGCCGCAUCCAAUUGCGAAGAUCCCAUCGUUGGCACCACACUUCGGUGCGCCAGCCGUGGGUCCAUUCGACAAGGAGGACCAAACUGUGCCUGUGAUUGGGUACGUGGGCAAUGGCGACUACGACGAUGACGAUGCGGAUUACGACUUGGAGGACGAGAAGAAGAGUCCCUUGUACGGCAAACACAGCAUCCACUUGUUGCGUUACAUUGCGCAAUUGCUUUCGGUGAAGGUGUCUGAGAUCUCCCAGUUCGACUUGGACUUGUUUGACGUGCAAAAGGGUACGUUUGGCGGGUUGAAGGACGAGUUUAUCUUUGCGCCACGUAUCGACGACAGAAUCUGCUCCUUCAGCGCGAUCACCGCUUUGAUCGAGUACUGCAACAGCACCCCGGCCCACGUCUUGGAAAACGGGUCCCAGUUCAACCUAGCAGCCCUCUACGACAACGAGGAGGUCGGCUCCUUGUCGAGACAGGGCGCCAAGGGCGGCCUGUUGGAAUCCUGCGUCGAAAGGGUCAUCGCCAACCUAUUUUCAGACGUCGCCAAGACCCGCACCGCAUUCGCAAACUCCAUCAUCAUCUCAGCAGACGUCAACCACAUGGUGAAUCCCAACUUCAACAACGUCUACCUGGAAAACCACAAGCCCAAGCCAAACGUCGGCAUCACGCUCGCCCUCGACGCCAACCAGCACAUGGCCACUGACGUCGUCGGCACUGCCCUUGUCGAAGAACUAGCCAGGCUCAACGACGACAAAAUCCAGUACUUCCAGAUCAAGAACAACUCCAGAUCCGGCGGCACCAUCGGCCCAUCGAUCGCCUCGCAGACGGGCGCCCGUACCAUCGACAUGGGUAUCGCCCAGUUGGCCAUGCACAGCAUCCGUGCCACCACGGGAAGCAAAGACGUCGGCUUGGCCGUCAAAUUCUUUUCGGGCUUCUACAAGAACUGGAGGGAGGUCUACGACAACUUCGGAGACUUGUGA